CUAAAUGGGCUAUAAAUGAGCGGCAUCUGCUGCAGCCGCACGACGUCCACAAUGCUGCAGCUGCGCCGCACUGUCUGUCUGCUGCUCGCUCUGCUGCCGCUGCGAGCUGAGCUGGCCACCUACGAUGUCUUCCUCGAUGAGAACAUCUUCCAGGAGUCCUGCGACCCCAACGAGGACAGAGGCAAUGUGGCCCUGAGUGAUUUGCUUGAAAACAACCUGACGAGUGUCAUGGUCGACGACACAUCCUACAUUACCGGCGAGGUCGUUGUCAAAGUCCAGCUCCCACCCGGCCGCAUCAGGCUGGAGGCGGACAUCAGGCGUCAGGAGCGCGGCCGCUGGGUGCACACGUUUAUUUCCAUCAAACGCGACGACUUCUGCAAAUCCCUGUUCGAUCCGUUCGAGCUCUGGCACAUCUUCAUCAUAACAAAUAUACCCAGAAGCCAGCGCAUAUGCCCACCGAAAAAGGGACAUGUUUAUACCUUUCAGAAUAUAAGCAAUCGAAUGCAUCUGGAGAACAUGCCCCGCUGGAACGUCUUGGGCAAUGUCAAGGUUGUGAUGCACUUGAGUGUUGGCAAUCUGACGACUUGUGUGGCGCUCCACUGCACCGUUAGCGACGAUUAGGGCAACCACUUGUGCAAAUAGUACACAUAUAGUUCUUUUAGAUGGGACAUCAGCUCUAUAUAUAGCCCGUGGAUAUGCACCAUUUUGCUCGCUGGCUUCCCCGUUGGCAGCUUAUUUGAUGUUUGCACUGAUUUAAUGGGGCCGUAUUAUACUUCUAUCUAAAUUAUAUGCAAAUAAACAAGAUUUCAUGUUCAGGUACGA
Drosophila mojavensis is the source of this 822-nucleotide messenger RNA. RefSeq lists its product as uncharacterized. The record is from RefSeq and is a predicted model, not a curated record. Bases 16 to 621 code for a protein of 201 amino acids. NCBI's taxonomy places the organism in Eukaryota, Metazoa, Arthropoda, Insecta, Diptera, Drosophilidae. The transcript has 3 exons.